CGCGUUUAAACAGUGGCCGCCUGAGAACACGUACGAAACGACCGACGACCAUGCCUGCAGCAACAUCGAUCGGCGGCGACGGCAGACGGUGGUGGUGGCGGCUCCACGUGACGGUGAUGGCAACGUGUCUCGCCACCCGAGCUUGCUCGGGGGCGACCACGUUGCACUACAAGUGGGUAGUGGAGAACAUCUUCUGGUCGCCGGACGGCCAGCAGAAUAUGGUGAUGGCGAUCAACGGCGGGUUCCCCGGACCCAACAUCACCGCCAGAGUUGGGGACACCAUUGAGGUGGAGCUCAGUAACAAUCUCAACACCGAGGGAGUCGUCAUCCACUGGCACGGUAUCCGGCAGUUCGCGACGCCGUGGUCCGAUGGGACCGCUUCGGUCUCGCAGUGUGUCAUUAACCCCGGCCAGACUUUCCCCUACAACUUCAAAGUGGACAAGGCAGGGACGUAUUUUUACCACGGCCAUUAUGGGAUGCAAAGAGAAGCUGGUUUGUACGGGUCGUUGAUUGUGGAAGAGGGAGACGAAGGGCAGAAGGAGCCUUUCCAAUACGACGGAGAGUUCAGUCUCUUGCUCAGUGACUGGUGGCACCAAACUGUUUAUCAGCAAGAAGUUGGCCUCUCCUCCGACCCCUUCCAAUGGAUCAAUGAACCACAGAGUUUGCUCAUUAACGGAAGAGGACAGUACAAUUGUUCCCUAGCAUCGCGGUAUAACUCAUCAGCAGCAUUACCGGAGUGCAGUUUGGGCGGUGGCGAGCAAUGGGCUCCCAAUGUAUUGAAAGUUCUUCCAAACAAGACUUACAGGCUCAGGAUUGCAAGCACCACUUCCUUGGCUUCCCUAAACCUAGCCAUUGGAGAUCAUAACGUGACGGUGGUGGAAGCCGACGGGAACUACGUCCAGCCAUUCUCGACGACGGACGUCGACAUCUACUCCGGCGAGACCUACUCCGUCCUGUUCACGACCAACCAAAACCCCUAUGAAAACUACUGGAUCUCUGUAGGCGUACGUGGAAGGCUCCCACAGACUCCACAGGCGUUGGCUUUGGUAAAUUACCUCCCCAACCACGCGUCGAAGUUCCCCGUCUCUCCGCCGCCGGUGACCCCGCAGUGGGACGAUUACAACAGGAGCAAGGCGUUCAGCAACAAGAUCCAAGGGCUGGAAGGGACCACCCCGCCGCCUCCGGCCGAUUACGACCGUCGGAUCAUGCUACUGAACACUCAGAACACGAUCGACGGACUCACCGUGUGGGCCAUCAACAACGUCUCCUUGUCGUUUCCUCCGACGCCUUACCUCGGCGCGCUCAAGUACGGCAUCAAGGCCGCCUUCGAUCAGACCCCUCCGCCGGACACUUUUCCCGACUGGUACGACAUCAUGUCGCCGCCGGCGAACCCCAACGCGACGACCGGGAACGCGAUCUACACGCUGGACUUCAACUCCACCGUCGACGUCGUCCUUCAAAACGCGAACACGCUGCAGCCGAACGACAGCGAGAUCCACCCGUGGCACAUGCACGGCCACAACUUCUGGGUUUUGGGGUACGGUGACGGCAAGUUCCAGCGAGGGGACGAGGAGGCGUUCGAGAAGACGGGGAGGAGGCCGCCGCUGAAGAACACGGCGGUGAUAUUCCCGUUCGGGUGGACGGCGCUGAGGUUCGUCGCCGACAACCCGGGGGCCUGGCCGUUCCACUGCCACAUCGAGCCGCAUUUGCAUAUGGGGAUGGGAGUUGUGAUCGCCGAAGGUGUGGAUCUUCUUGGGGAUGUCCCCAAGGAGACACUUUCCUGUGGGUUGACCGGGAUGAUGUUUUCUUCUGGUAAUGGGGAGAAGGAGGGGCACAAUUAAGAAAAAAGAAUGUGUAAUGUUUCAAUAAUUCGAGUUACUAGUUAUAAGUGAUUUGAAGUUUCAUGAAUAAACUAAUUAUAAGUGAUUUGAAAUUUUAUGAAUAAACUACUUACGAAGAUAACGGUACUUUUCAUAGGUAUCCAGUUGACCACAAUAAUGGCGAAUGAGUGUUUUAAUCUCUAGUUUCUUGACAAUUCAAAGGUUUUAAAUUUUUGAAUUGUUGAUUUUUUUUUAAAUUUUGUUGUUUGGUAAGUGGAGGUUGUUUACCUUUAAUAAAAAGUAGAAAUUCUAAUUUUUUUUUAUCAAAUAACAUGUAAACAAACAAGCGUUAGAAUCAUAGUGGCUCGAGAAAUAUUGAUACUUUAUUGAGGAGAGAAGAAAAUAAGAUUAAAUUUUUUUCUCCAUAAAACAAUGUAUAAAAUCUCUUUGAUUAUGAGAAAUUUGAUAUCUCUAGAUUUUAGAGAUCUUAAAUUUUCAAAGUUAAAGUUCCAUUAUACAAAAAAAGAAUUAACUUUCUGCUAAGUUCGUUGUUUGUCUCAAAAUGCGAACUUAGGGUAUGUUGGAUGUUCGUGUUCUCAUAUUAUCACUAAGUCUACCUGUUAAAAUGUGAAUAAUAUAAUUUAGGGGUCGUUUGGAAGUUGUGAUUGUUAGAGUUGUGUUUGUUGAAUACAUGUAUUGUGCACAAUACAAUGUUUGGAAGUGUCAAAAUGUUAAACAAUGCAUGCAUUGUUUUAGGUAGGUCCCACCAACAAUCACAAAAAUGAUGCAUUAUACAAUCUCAACUAAAAGUUGUGAUUGUUGGUUUUAGAUUUGUGUCAACUUUCCCCCAAUAGUUUUUGUCUUAUUCUAAAAGUUGAGUAUAAAUGUGACAUUUAUCCAUAAAGUAACUUUAUGUAAAUCAACGCAUAAAGUAGAAUCUCAACAACCAAACAAUGUAUUGUUAAAAUGCAUCCAUUGUAUCAAUACAUGCAUUUAUAUUAAGGUGAUUCAUUACAAUGCAACGAUUUAACAUUCACAACUUCCAAGAGAAUAAGACGAUUUUUCAACUUCAUAAUAACAAUAUCCCAAUUAGAACCAUGCCACGGAGAAUCAUAGCUUUUUUGAGAAAAUAUCACUGUUGUUAUCAUACAUAAUUUUCUGGUCAAGGUUUAAAGGUUAGUCCAAUUUCUUCUAGAAAAGAUGUGGGUUUUGUUUUAAUUUGCUUGACUUUGAAGGUGUAAUUGUUUUUGUGUUUAAGGAGUACUACCGUCCACAUAUUUCUUCGUCCACAUUCAAGAGCAGUCACGAGAGCAAAAGAAGAGAAAAAGACAAUAGUUCUUGAGAGUGAUAAUGGAGAAAGGAGUCUAGGUCGAGAGAAGUCUACAUCUCCAUGCACAUAUCGUUUGAGCGAUGGUCUGAAGGAGAUCAAAUUUGGGUUUAACUGCUUAAGUCAUUUGGACCCUCCACUAAGAUAUUCUUUUGGUUCCUCCGAGAACAUCACAACUGGUCUCGAGGUAAGUCGAACACGCCCACAAUUCUAGAUCGAGGGUCUUUCGAAAGUUUUACCAGUUAGACUAUGCAUGUGACCUUUGACAUCGAGAAGUCUUCAAUAACUCAAGUUGUAUGUGAAAGACAAAUGCUAUAUAUUCUCUUCUAUGUAAAAGGAAUAUUAAUUUCUCAUAUUGUACAUAGCACCCUCAUAUCAUGUGUUGGAAGCAAUAUUUAAUAUUAAGUUAUUGACAAUAUGAACACCGGAUAUUUUCAACAAAGAGGCUCUAAUAUUUAUAUGAUGUCAGUAAUCAAUUAAUUCCUAAUAGCUCGAGAAAAUGAAAUAAAAAUAAUGAAUCUUA
This is a messenger RNA of Linum trigynum, 3670 nucleotides long. The record is from the annotation of a GenBank genome assembly. Lineage: Eukaryota; Viridiplantae; Streptophyta; Magnoliopsida; Malpighiales; Linaceae.